AUACUGUAAUCGCAGGGCGUAGAAAAUGUAACAGCAUCAUGUUUUCUGGGAUUCAACACAUGCGGCUUUGGAUACUCCAAAUCAGCUUCGAGUCCUUUGCGUGUGUCAUUGCACAGCGGCGCGUCCAGCCCUCGGUGGUUAAUGGGAAUCUGCUGACAGAGCACAACCAGUUAUUUGUGCAGGCAUAUGUUUGCGCGGAUCAGCAGGUGCUGUCUUAAAAAAAGAGAGAAAGAAACAUUAAUGGAAGUGGAGGUUUCAACAAAAUCAGCAUCGGCGAACUGAGGGAGAACUCUUUCGUGGAAGGACUCUUAUUUCCAGAAUGCGCUGACGGACGUGUGUGUGACAUGAUCGUCGCGUUAGCUCGGAUCAGAUAAAUUCGACCAGGUGUCUUCUCCCCUUUAGCAGUCAUGGCUCACUCUGUAUCUGGAGGGACUGUGCUCACUAUCCUCCUCAUUAGCAGGUUGUUAGAGAACUCACUGCUCUACGCAGAAGUGAAGGAAGGAGAGAUUUUGCCUCCUACCAUUCAGAGGCUGAUGAAAGGAUACAACAAGUAUCUCAGGCCUUUCUUUGACAACGGCCCUGUAACGGUGGGGAUGAGUUUGGAUAUUGCUAGCAUUGACACCAUCUCUGAGAUUAACAUGGACUACACUGCCACCAUAUUUCUUCGUCAGCGCUGGACAGACGAGCGCUUGGUGUUUGAGGGCAACAAGAGCCUGAGCCUUGACGGACGGCUGGUGGAGCUCCUCUGGGUGCCGGACACUUUUAUUGUCGACUCCAAGAAAUCCUUCCUGCAUGAUAUCACUGUGGAGAACAGACUGAUUCGCAUCUUCCCCAAUGGGACCGUCCUUUAUGCUCUGAGGAUCACCACCACUGUGGCAUGCAACAUGGAUUUGACAAAGUACCCCAUGGACAAGCAGACCUGCACAUUACAACUCGAGAGCUGGGGCUACAACAUCAAUGAUGUUAUGUUUUACUGGACUCGAGGAAAUGAGUCUGUCAGUGGUUUAGACACACUCCAGCUGGCUCAGUACACUGUAGAGGACCACUACACAUCUGUCUCAGAAGCUGUCUAUGAAACAGGUCAUUACCCCAGACUGGUUUUCCACUUUGAGCUGAAAAGGAGCAUUCUGUAUUUCAUCCUGGAGACUUAUGUCCCAUCAAGCCUGCUGGUGGUCCUCUCAUGGGUGUCUUUCUGGAUUUCCUUAUCCUCUGUUCCAGCUCGAAUUUGUAUAGGAGUGACAACCGUUCUGACUAUGACCACACUGAUGAUGGGAGCCAGGACUUCACUGCCCAAUGCCAACUGCUUCAUCAAGGCCAUUGAUGUCUACUUGGGAAUCUGCUUCAGCUUCAUAUUUGGAGCACUCAUUGAGUAUGCUGUGGCCCACUUCUGCACUCUCACUCACCCCAAUGCUCACAUGCUGAUGUACGGUCACCAAAUGCACGACAUGGACGACGAAAUGAAUGGCAUCGUCACCACCAUUUCCACUCACUCCAACAGAGCCAAGAGACGCAAGGAGCCUGCAAUCACUUCUAUCCCGGCUCCUGCCUCAGCAGAACUCAAUGUCAGCCCCUCAAGUCCCUCGGGCAGUGAGCCCAAGCCUGAAGUGACCCCUCCAGAGCCCACCAACUGGUGCCUCACCGCUCUUGCCACACUCCGCAAAAUCCUCCGCUUUAUAAGCUGCUGUCAUAUCGAGAACCCCCACCACAUAGACAACUACUCCAGAGUUACCUUCCCCCUUUCUUUUGUCAUUGUCAACCUGCUCUACUGGACAUAUUAUCUGUACUUCUAGUAUUAACUUAAGAGCAGCAGUGUGUCUUAGAGAGUGUAAGGCAAAGAGCGUAUGUUGACAAGAAGUGUAUUUUACUGUAUAUAUGUACAGGAAGUAAAAACAAGGUGUGUUCUGAGAUAGGUUUAUACAGUUUCUAUGUUUGGAUUCAUGAGCAAAGUAGCAAACUGAAAUGUUCUUAUUUAAUUAUCUAUUUAUUUAUUUAUUGGAAAAACUACUGCUCAUAAUUGCAGAUUCAUUUUAAAUAGCAAAACAGUUGCAUCUCAAUAACUUACAAUAUUACUAACAAAGCUAAAAUGUCGGCCUGCUGAAAUCUAUGCCCAUGUACUCAUCCAUCCAUCCAUACUUGCCUAUCUCCAGUGCUUAUUGGCAGGAGGUGGGGUACAUCCAGGACAGGUCAACAGUCCGCCACAGAUGUCCAUCUACUGUACAUUAUAUAUACUCAAUACUUGGUUUGUGUUCUUUUGAAUGAAUUACUGGAUCAAUGUGGCAUGACAUGAUGGCAAUCAGCCUGUUGCUCUGCUGAGAUGUUGAGGAAUCCUGGGUUGCCUUAAAGAUGACCUUCAGCUUGUCAGCAUUGUUGGGUCAUGUCUCCCUCCUCUUCAUCUUAACAACACUCAGUAGAUUCUCUUUGGGGUUUAGGUCAGGCCAGUUUGCUGGCCAAUCAAGCACAGUGAUACCACAGUCAUUAGAGCAGAAAUUGCUACCUAUGGUGUUGUGGGCGAGUUCCAAGUCCUGCUGAAAAAUAAAAUGAGAAUCUUUAUAAAGUUUGUCAGGAGAGAAAAGCAUGAAGUACUCUAAAACUUAUUGGUUGACCCUUGCUCUGACAUAGGGCUUGAGAAAACACAGUAAACCAACACAGGCCAUGCCCUUUCUCCCAAAUCUGUGAAACUUUCACACUGAAAGUUUCCACAGUCAGUUUUGUGAUUAGCUCCAUGCCUUGUGGAUCUCUCUUAAACUCUUAAAAGGCCUUUCAUCACAAUGCUCUCAAGGCUGCAGCUAUCCCAGAUGCUUCUACACCUUUUUCUACCACACUUUUUCCUUUCACACAACUUUCCAGUAAUAUGCUGAUAUAUAACUAAGUUGACUUAUUUAACAAUGCCAAUUUGCUGCUUAUUCUCCAGCCCUGUUUUUCCAAAUAAGUCCUUUAUUUUACUAAGAAAUAGGCCAGCCUUACCAGAGAACACAGGCUUUGAUCAACUCUAAUAAUUCAAAAGUAAGAAAAGGCUAUUGCAUCUUUCUAGUUGAGAUAUAUUUAUUUUAAGCUAGAGCUGUGAUUUAACGCUUUGUGACAGAUUUCACGAGGGCUGUUAUGUGAGAGCAAAUUCCCACAGCACUUUGAUUCUCUGCUGUGAUGGAUUGUUAAUUGAUAUUUUCUAACUUCAUCUUCUAUUUUCUGUUAGCAGAGCCAACAUUCACGAGGAAGUAGGGAAAAAAUAGCAGGUGUGAGGUGAAAAUGACCCAUCAGUGAAACAGAGAGUGUGUUUUAAAAAACUAUAAACCUUUCUCCAAAAGAUGAUCAGUCCUCCCACUCUUUGAAUUUUGUUUUCUUUGUGUUACUCUGUGAGUUGUUUUUAUUUACUAGUUAGUACGAUUCUGUUUGCCUGCAUUUUAUCUUUUUUGAUUGAUACUAUGAAUAUAGUGGAAACCAGUUUUAUGACACUAGUCAUCAUAAGAGUUUGAAGUGCCCUGUAUCUCCCUAUAAAACUUGAACAUUCUGAAUUUUUUGCACAGUACAUGAUAUUGAAUAGCAUAAAACAAAAACAACCUGUAAGAAAUGUUUAAUGGUAAAAGUUCAGUGACUGAGGUAUAGAGGCAUUUAUUGGCAUAAACGCUAAAAUACACCGAACUGAAAAAACACCAACAGACACAGUUCAUAAACGUGUACUAAUCAGAGGCAUGAAUGUCAUAUUAAUUUUGAGAUUUCAGUGAUUUUAUUUGAAUCAAUCUUUUUCCUGGGUAGAAUGCUUAUACAACCAGGGCGACUCAGUGGGAAGAGUAGUAGCCUUUCAGUCUUGAAGUUGUGGGUUUGAUUCCAGCUAAUUUAAGGCACUUUACCUUAUGUUGCCUACUGAUCUGCAUAUUGGUGUAUGAAUGUGUGGCCUUUUGUUUGUGUGAUUCGGUGAAUGUGAUUCUAAUGUGAAGCUCUUUGAGUGGUCUGACUAGAAAAGCGCUAUAUAAAAUUCAGUUCAUUUACAACAUAUAUACAUUCAUUGUCUAUACUCUCUUGUCCUUGCAGGGUUGCCAGGUGUCUGUCUCCAUCAGUCAUUAAUUGAGAGGCAGGCUACACCCUGGGCAUGUCAACAACUGCAGUACUGUGCAGCCAUUCUAGCAUGAUUCUAGAUGGAAUAUUGGAUAUAUCUUUUUAUAAGAAUAUUUCAAGCAAUUACUUGUUUUUUUGCCAUGAACACAGCUUUUAAGCAAACUUCCAAAAUAUAAGGUCAAGGCUUUGGGAAGUCCAUUCCAGUAGCUUAUUUUCUGGAUAAAUAUCUCUAUAGAAGAUCCAGUUGUUUCCAAAUUUCAACCAUCUAGCUGUUUAUUCAUCUGGCAUAAAAAGGUUGCACAGCAUGAUGCUACCAUGCCCAUGUUUGAUAGAACAGCAUUGAUGGGUUUAACAGCCUUACCAAAGUUGAGUCAAUUUGGAGCAGGGUUUUCUUUUUUGGUUUGGGAUCCUUUCAGUUCAUGGCAAUGUUGGAACACAAUGUUGGAACACCAUGUUGGAACACCAGUGUCACGACAAUGACAUCAGAACUGGUUUUGUAAUUGAUAAAGCAGGCUAGCAAUACACUUUUGGAAUGACCUUCCCAAAGCACCAACCACAACCCAGUCAGCCAGAAAUAUGGCAGAAUAUUCUUGAUGUCAACAAAAAACACUUCACUAAUUACAUUUCUAAUGACAUUUAGCAAUCUUGGGAUGUUUGUAUGUAUGUUGGCCUGUAUGUGUAAUUUUGAGAGAAAACCCACAGCAAAUCCAAACCAGUGCAUCCAAAUCUUGUUUGUCAAAUCAUUGAGGUAGUACGUUGUAUCAUAGUUUUGCCCUGAAAAAAUUAAACAACCUUCAUACCCAUGAUGUGUUCAUGAAAACAUUUCACUGAAACUAUAUCUACCCAACCCCUUCCUUACUAAUAGAAAUUGAUGAAAGUGGGUUUCUUAGGGAUAUUUCAUUAUCAUGGAACAUAUUAUUGCUACUACUGCUUGUUCAUGUCAAGUUUUGGUAAAAUACAUUGGGACUGGCCUUAAAUUCAACUUAAUUUUCCCUUUAAGAAAAUUUAAUGUUAUUCCAUACAACACCCAUUCUACUGUAUGAAAUACACUUGUUACAAAGACAGAAAAACAAACCAUCAUCAUGUAUCAAACUCUAAUUGUUGAUAUUUAAACAUUUAGAUUUAAUAAUUUACAUUAUUAUUUUCACUUUGGUGUCAAUGCUCACUUGGCAGGGGUAACAAAUUAGAUAUGUGGGUGUACAUGACAGGCACACUUUAAAGUACAGUGAGAAGGUGAGCAAUACAUUAUUUAGGCAGCAUUUCUCUAUGUGGCUUCAGCUAUUUUCCCACUGUGCUUUUGGAACACAUAACACAGUAGCCAAACUUUUUGAGGAAUGAAAUGGCCAAAAUAUAUAAAGAGAAUGGAAGCCUCUGCACACUGUGAAAAUAGCAGCAUAGUGUUUCUUAGUUUUAAUGAUUCAGGUUUCAGCUACACUCUUACGAAGAAGGGAGAAAUUCCAGUAAUGCUAAUAUAACCAUGCUGGGGCAGCAAGUUGCUAUGAAGUGUCUCUUACAUGUUAAAAGCCAUUAAAACACAUUCCAAUUAUAGUCAGUGAUUGUGUUUUUGCAGCAACUUCACACACUAUAGGAAUCCAUUGUUUCAUCUCAACUAAUCCAAAAUGUUUCUUGCGCCCAUUGAACUGUAAUGGUAACAGGGUCUGAACAAAACUAAUUAGACACAGUAAGAAAUACACCAGGCAUAAUAUUAUGAUCAUUGUGUCUCCAAAAAUUGAUGUGUUAGAAGCAGUGGAAAAGGACAAGCAUAGGAAUUUGAAUGUGUUGUGGCCAGGUGACUGGGUCAGAGUAUCUAACAAAGCUGAAGCUAUGUGUCUGCAGUGGGCAGUCUCUAUCAAAAGUGGUCCAAGCAAGGAGAAGUUAGGAACCUGCGGCAGGGGGGCAAAUGCUGUACAUGGGGGGCAAAGGCUGGUCUCUUGAUAGGCUGGGCCCAAAAAAGCUGCUGUUGGACAAAUUGCAGAAGAAAUUAAUGCUGGCUCUGAUAGACGAGGGCAAGAAUACACAGUCUACUUCAGUUUCAUGCAUAUAGGUUCACUAUAGUAAAGUUGUCCAUGCUGACCUCUGUCCACUGCUAAAAUAAUCAAGAAUGGGUACAUGAACAGAAGAACUGGAUUAAGAAGCAAUGGAAGACGUUGGUCUGGUCCUAUGAAUCAAAUAUUUUCUUACAACUCACAAAUGGCCUCUUCAGGGUGCAUUGGCUAUCUGGGGAACACAUAGCACCAGGAUGCACUAUAAAAAGAUGGCAAGCCAUCUGACGCAGUAGUAUGAUAUGCGCAAUGUUCUGCUCCAAAAACACAUUGGUUCUGCCACCUUUGUGAAUAGAACCUUGACAUACCACCUACUCAAACGUUGUAGACUAUGUAGACACAUUUAUGGAAACAGUUCAGAUGACUGGGCCUUCUUUCAGCAGGAUUAGGCUCCCUGCCACAUAGCAAAGCUUAAGGAACAGUUUGAGGAGCCCAACAACCUGUUUGAGGUGUUGACUUUGUCUUUAAAUUCCCCAUAUCUAACUCCAAAUGAGCAUCUGCUGGACAAACUUAAAUCCAUGAAGUUGCAAAUUACCGGACUUCUGUAAUUUGCAGAUCCUUUAAAUGCUGUGGUUUCUUGCACUACUGCUCUGCUGUGGCGCAAGAUACCGCAGCACACCUUCAAGGGUCUAGUGAAGGCCAUGCGUCAAUGAGUCAACAAAAGGGGAACUGGUCCAAUAUUAGGCAGGUGGUCAUAAUGUAAUGAUUGCUCUUGCUCUCGCUUAAAGAAGUACAAUUUUAUACUUCUCUUAUGGAGCUUGAAAGAUAUUUCUAUCUUUGUCAUCUUCGUUUUCCCAACCAGCCCAAACCUACUACUCUCAAAAUCAGGGGUGUUUUGAACAUUGGCUUGUGACUAAGUUACAGUGUUUAGGCAUCCCUUUCAUCACAUAUCUGGUGAACAGGUGCAAAAAUGUAAAAUAUCAGAAUUAACAAUGCCACGGUUUGUUUGCUCGCAUGAAAUUGAACCAAAUAAGUUGCUUUCAUUGUUGUUAGUUUCCUUUUAGUUUCAAAUGCUUAAAGUGCUUUGCUGAAACGAUUCUACCAUUUAUGUUUCUAUAGUCAUUAGAGAAUCCUUAAACCGCAUGAAGUCAGUGAGGGGAUGAACACGACAACACUCAGACUGACAUCAUUAUUCAGCUGAAAUACAGAGGUGCAUGUUUAUUUCUUGCUUUUUGCUCAGUAUUACAGUGAAAAACUCAGACUUGAUAAAAAAUAAAAACCUGAAUUGUCAGUCAAGUUAAUGUUUAUAGAACUAAUCCUUAGUUUGUCAUGGAAAACUAAACUGUCACUGUAUAGUCAAUGACCUGCUUUAGCUCCAUGAUUUUAUAUCUGUUUUGCAGUCUGCCAUCUAUAAACAAUUAUUUGAAUUUCUAUCUUUUGUGGGAUAUCUUUUUAGUUCAUUUCCCUUUCUGCAUGAUUUUUGGUGUACCUUUUUUCCUUCUACGUUCUUUAAUUUGUUAUGUUUAACAUACAGAAUUACUCAGUGUAAGAGGCUGACUGACAGUUUAUUGUGAGGAUUGUAUGAGUAUUGUAGUCACCGUAUGUCUUGGCUGCAAAAGUGCUAGUUGCCAAACACUUUUGAAUUACAAUAAUGAAAAAUUGGGAUUAAGUCAAAAUGCUCAAACCCCUCCACCAGACUGAGUGGCAUUUUUGCUGUGGGUGUUGGCAAACAUUAACUUUUUUGUUUUUACAGCACCCCAGCAUUUUUUAUUAUUAAUAGCUUAGUUAGCUUAGUUUAACAUAUGCAUGCAAAUGAGAAGCCAAAGAACUACGACAGGAAGAACCCCUUAUCUGAGGCGAUCCAAAUGCUCAAAUAUCAAAUCAAUAGUACUCUGUGAUACCGACCAUAUUUUCCAACCACGCAGACUGAACAAUGUACAAUACUGAAGGCAUGAUUCUGAAGGAGGAUGUCAACUGGAUAUUGUCUGGAUAUAUUCAAAGGAAAAUGAAAAAAAAUUAUAUCUUUUGUCCCCUGGUGUGGGUAUUAUGUCAGUUAUAUGCUUCAAGCUGAUUGGACAACUUUCCUUCAUAGGACAUUUUCUUGUAAUAUGUAUGUAUAUACAGUAGUAACAUCCAGUUAAUCUAAUGUAAAUAAAUAAUACCACUAUGCAUGUUUAUUGGUGUAUGAAUCUGAAUGAUAGCAAUAAAAAAGGUUUAAUGUGUUA
This is a messenger RNA of Girardinichthys multiradiatus, 8257 nucleotides long. It is a transcript of the gene gabrzb, whose product is annotated as gamma-aminobutyric acid receptor subunit pi. Gene Ontology annotation, cellular component: neuron projection; membrane; GABA-A receptor complex. The record is from RefSeq and is a predicted model, not a curated record. Bases 408 to 1790 code for a protein of 460 amino acids. Lineage: Eukaryota; Metazoa; Chordata; Actinopteri; Cyprinodontiformes; Goodeidae. The transcript is spliced from 10 exons. Gene Ontology annotation, molecular function: GABA-A receptor activity; extracellular ligand-gated monoatomic ion channel activity; neurotransmitter receptor activity. Gene Ontology annotation, biological process: nervous system process; chemical synaptic transmission; signal transduction.